GUCACUUCUCCAAGUAGUGAAUCAUGUGGACAGGGUGCAUUGCAUUUUAUUGGUUUCUUUUCUUUCUUUCUUUUUCCUUCAUCCAGAGCAUUCGUAACCGAGGCACAUUUGCCUUUUGCAACUAAGCUGUACAGAAUUCCAAAGCCAUAGAAAUAUCCAUUUUAACCUGGAAAGUCCUUUUCUUUGCUAGUCCAGAAGAUUUUUUAACAUGAACAAGAUCCUCUCAAGCACUCUUUGCUUUGGACUCCUAACUUUGUCAUCUGUGUUGAUCUUUUUACAAUCUGUGCAUGGACGGCCAUAUUUUACCCAAGGAAACGAAAUACUUCCAGAUAAAAAUUAUCCAAAUCGUGAGGAACUGUUGCUGGCUCUACUGAAUAAAAAUUUUGAUUUCCAAAGACCUUUCAACACUGAUCUAGCAUUGCCUAACAAACUGGAAGAACUUAACCAGCUGGAAAAACUAAAAGAACAGCUAGUGGAGAAGGAUUCUGAGAUGUCCUAUGCUAUAGAUGGUCUAUUCUCUUCUCAUCCUAGCAAACGAGCUUGCUUUUGGAAAUACUGUGUUUAAAGCUUUUUCUCAGGAUGCAAAGAAAGAUAAGAAUAUCAGGAAAAGAUAUGUAUCUACCCACUCUACUGU
Mandrillus leucophaeus (drill) is the source of this 634-nucleotide messenger RNA. It is a transcript of the gene UTS2B, whose product is annotated as urotensin 2B. Gene Ontology annotation, biological process: blood vessel diameter maintenance; regulation of blood pressure. Gene Ontology annotation, cellular component: extracellular region. Gene Ontology annotation, molecular function: hormone activity. Lineage: Eukaryota; Metazoa; Chordata; Mammalia; Primates; Cercopithecidae. The coding region runs from base 209 to 565 and encodes 118 amino acids. The transcript has 5 exons. The record is from RefSeq and is a predicted model, not a curated record.